This is a messenger RNA of Cinclus cinclus, 2154 nucleotides long. Its product is annotated as basic salivary proline-rich protein 2-like. The coding region runs from base 1 to 2154 and encodes 717 amino acids. The transcript is spliced from 9 exons. The record is from RefSeq and is a predicted model, not a curated record. Lineage: Eukaryota; Metazoa; Chordata; Aves; Passeriformes; Cinclidae.
AUGCACCACCACCCACGGAAUCGAGAAAGAGCUCUCAAUCUGUCAAUCCUGUCCGUGUCCGGGCCGGACUUGGGUUUCCCGGGAGCUGCCCGGCGGGUCAUGGGAAUAACGCCGCCGGAUCGCCAGUCGGCAUCGUUUAUGGUCGGAACUACGACGGCACAGACAGUACCAUCGAAAGUUGAUAGGGCAGACAUUCGAAUGGGUCGUCGCCGCCGCGGGGGCGUGCGAUCGGCUCGAGGUUAUCUAGAGUCACCAAAGCUGCCGGGCGGGCCCGGGUUGGUUUUGGAUCAACCAGGUAGCCGCCACCCACGGCGGCGCCGCGGCGCGCGCGAGCGCGCGGACGCCCGGCCCACCGGCGAACGCCCUGCCAACCCUGACCGCCCCGGCUCUUUCACCGCUCCGACCCGCGGGAGCGGCAUCACGGACGCGACGGUGGCGGCAUGGCAGCGGCGGGCACCGGCAGCGGCGGCCGACGACAUCGCGGCCCGGCGGCGCCUGGGGCGGGGAACGGCGCCGCGCGUGGAGCUACCCCCCCAACACCCACCGCGCGGUGGGGAGGCGGGACGCCCUCGCCGGCGGCCGACCCCGGCGGCCGGCCCUUCCCGCGACGCCGCGGAGGAGACAGCGACCCGGCAAGGCGGGCGCGGCCCGGACACCGAGGCCCCUUGGCCGGGGCGGCUCGCUCUGCAGCAGGCGGCGGUGCGACAAAGGAGCGCCGUGCGCUCAAGCUCGAGCCGCACCGCCACCCAGCGCUGCUCGCAGCCGGCACCCACGGGCACUAACUCGGGCCAGGGCCAGCACCGGCACCUCGCGCGGGAGGAGCGACACCUCGCCUGCGACGGGAAGCGAAUUGGAAAGGAGACCACCCUGCUCAAAGUACCGAACACCGCCGAAGCUCUCCCCAUGACAGAGAGAGCCCCGGAAGAGCCGGCCCGCCGGGGGCCCUUUCCGACGCGACCCGAAAAGCCUCAUCGAUCGGAACCGACAGAGGGAAAGACGGAAAGAAAAGCCGCCACGGAAACGGCGACGAAGGCCCCACGGCCACGGUCCUGGGACAACGGCAACGGAAGCCCAGCAUGCACACCACACCCCCCCCCACCGGCCGGCUCCACCACGGUCCAGGCGGGCAGCGGGCAGAUGACUGCAGGGCUCCGCACACGCAUGCGAGCGGGACACGUCCCCGAGAGGCCCUCGCCGCGGCUUGGCGCCGCCGAGCCUCCCCGACGCUCCCGAGGCCGCCGACGCCGACGGGCCACUUCCAGCUUUUUCACAACUGGUCACACAGCAGAGGAGGAGAGCGGGGGGUGCCGCCACCCACCCGCGGGCCGCAACACAACGGAAACGGGGCAGCUGCCGCCGACCAUGCCACGGGCCACCGGCUUUCGUCCGCCUCGCAGCGACCGGCUUCCCUCCGGAAAAGCCGGGCCAGACACCACGGGCCGCCCCGGCACGGUGGCUCGAUCGCGCCGGCCACUACCGAGAAAGGGCGAGGCGCCGCCGCCUCGCCCACGACAUUCACCUGGGGGGGGCGGGGGCUCUCUGUCGGGUUCCGGUCCGCACUACGGCACGGCCGGCCACCGUGGCCGGCCGUCGCCCCUGAAAAACUCCGCCCGCUACGCGGGCAACCGGGACAAGCCGAGGCCACACGCCCCACUGCAUGUCCCCCGCAGCCCUUCCGACACGGACAACUCUGGCAAAACAGGUCGGGAGCGGGGAACGAGGCGCAGCCACCUCGGCCGACCGAGCCGUGCUCGGGGGCUCUCGGGGAAAGGGCCGGGGGAAAGCCUCGGCAGGCUCAACACAAGCCCCCGGCCGCAGUCCACCCCCCGGCUGCCGGUCACCGCGCACCAAACCGACAGCCGAAAAACACCACGCCCGCUGAGCGGGCAGGCCCCCGGCUUAAGGCCAGGCAGAAAAGGGACGAGGCGCCGCCGCCUCGCCCAACCACCGUGCCCGGGGGGGAGCAAGCGGGUGCCUGCCCCCCCCCCCCGAACUUCACGAAACCGGCGGCAGCCCGGCCGGAGCGGGACACACUCGCGGCUUUUUCUCCCUCGGUCUUCUCUUUCUCUCCCACGGCCUCCACACCUCGCCUCGGCCGGGGAGCGGCUCUCGGUGAUCACCUGGACUCACAACCUGUCCCAGCAAGCUGGGUAG